Messenger RNA from Serpula lacrymans var. lacrymans S7.9, 993 nucleotides. RefSeq lists its product as uncharacterized. The record is from RefSeq and is a predicted model, not a curated record. The transcript is spliced from 2 exons. Lineage: Eukaryota; Fungi; Basidiomycota; Agaricomycetes; Boletales; Serpulaceae. Bases 1 to 993 code for a protein of 330 amino acids.
AUGUUGUUGCAACCCCAACAGCAGGACAUGAAUACUCUGUUGCACAACAUGUGUGCACAGAUUCUGUCACUGACUACGCAGCUCACCAAGAUUCAGGCUGCCCCAGCAGCUGAACCCACGGUUGAGCAAAAAUUCAACAAAAAAGUCGAAAUUGUUGCUGACCCCAGCACUUUCAAAGGAGACAGGGCUCAAUUUGCUGAAUGGUGGAUCAAGGCAAACUGGGACAUGUUUGCCGACGAUUUUGAGAUAGCCACUGCUGUGCUAUCAAGACUAAAAGGACCUGUGGCGGGUAGAUACACCCAAGUAAGACUGCAGGAGUGCUACACUGUGGGAGUGUGGCCCACCUGGGACGAUCUCAAAGUAGAGAUCAAAAAAUAUUUCAAACCGCAAGCUGAGCGUGACUGGGCACGUCAGCAAAUUUGUUCCUUCAAGCAAGGAAGCAUGAGGACGGAUGAUUACAUCACCUGGUUCCUGGCUCUCUCUAUCCAAGGAGGGCUUGGAAAUGAACAUGCAGUAGAGCUGCUAGAAUGCAAUGUAAACCCCCACAUUGCUGAGCAGAUCUAUCUGCAGGAUAUACAGAGCGACAACCUGGCCCUGGCAGCUGAGGAAGUCCAACAAGUCGGUAGAGCCAUGGAGCUCUACGCUAUGCACCAAGGUGGUGGGCCCACCACCAAAAACAACCAAUCCCAGAGGCACCCUGGGUCAUCAAAUCACCAUAAUCACUCUCACGGGUUCAAGCCGUUCGGGCUGCAGCCAGGACAGGGUGCUCCUAUGGAUAUCUGCGCGGGGCACAUGUCCCGAGAUUGCAGAAACGGGGCGCAGGAUGCCCAACAAAAAAAUAACCAAGGGCGCCAGGCGUGCCAAUUAGAAACUGAAAAGCCAGAUGAUCAGCUCAAUACUCUGGCCGGUUGUUCAUACGACGAAAUCCAAGCUUUCUUCUAUGACCAGCAGGUCAACAAAAUGAAAGCUCAGGGAAAAGAGUUUGGAGCUUAG